Molecule: messenger RNA, 279 nt
Organism: Cooperia oncophora
Lineage: Eukaryota; Metazoa; Nematoda; Chromadorea; Rhabditida; Trichostrongylidae
Source: the annotation of a GenBank genome assembly
AUGACUUUUUCAUUUUGCAUCUCCAAUAAAGUGUCCUUUUUGCAUGUUCAGGUGAUUUGCCUGCGCAAUUCGCCGCGUAAAGUCCUUGGCAUGCAUAUCGUCGGUCCGAAUGCGGCCGAGAUCAUCCAGGGUUAUGCUGUAGCACUGAAUGCUGGCAUCACUUUCGAGCAACUAAAUGAUACGAUAGCGAUUCAUCCGUGUAGUUCAGAAGAAUUCAUAAAAAUACACAUCACUAAACGAUCGGGUCUGAGCCCAAAAGUGCAAGGAUGUUGUGGAUGA